AUGGAGCACUUGCCGUACGCCCUCAAUGCUGUCAAUUUGGCUGCUCCUUAUGUAGAGCCCGUGAGGGAGAAAGCAAAGCAGCGUAUCGACAAAGCUCGAGGAAGAGCGCCCAGAGAAGAUCCUGGCGUGGUAGACACCAAUGCAAUGGAAGACAAAGGCUAUAUCUUGCGCCGACGUUCUCAGGUUCAGUCUGACGAGGAGAUUGUCGAAGUGGUGCGGCAUAAAGGACAAGUCCUACCCAGAAGACCACGGGCUCGAAGACAGACAAGCUCGAUGAACGGUCGCUAUCGUCGCGACGCUGGUGGUUACGGCUCCGACUCCGAAGGCUCGAUGCCGCCUCGCUCACGCCGCGCCACAUCUACAUCUGGUCGAUCUCGCCGAGCCUUCAGCUCAAGUUCGAGCUCCUCAUCCUCCGAUCUAGGAUCAUCCACCGAUGAAGAGAACGAAAUCAAGAAGAUGAAGCGCAAGAAGUGGAUUACCGGAGGCUUUGCUGCGGUUGCCACAAUACACGCUGCCUCGAAAGUUUAUUCCUCGAUUGAGAAUCAUGAUAAGAGAGUAAUAGCUGUACAGCAGGGAACAAUGUCACCCGAAGAGGCACAUAAACAGGCACGUAGCGCAAGAUGGCAAGAUGCCGCUGCUAUUGGUAUUGCGGCUCUCGGUAUAAAAGGCGCGAUCAGUGAAUGGAAAGAGAUGACCGAAGAUUACGAGCGACACAAAGAGCUCUGUCAACUGCACGAGGAGCACCAUAAGAAGCGACUCGAAUAUCAGCGCAGGCAACGCGCCAGGGAGCAUGGUGGCUACUACAAGGGUAGAGAUGGAAACUGGUAUUACGACGGCCCCGAACUGCAGAGCUCUAUAAGAGCGCGGGCACGUUCAAACAGUACCUAUGAUACAUAUGACCAGCUCGCUGGGCCAAGACAAGGCGAAAGAAGGAUGAUUGAAGCCCCUCCCAGCUCAAGCCGGAAUGGCGAGAGGUACAGGGCACGCAGUCGCUACGAUCGCGACGACGAUGAUCGCAGUCCCGUACGAGACAAGUCUCGAAAAAAACAUGAUGAUUACAACCCUGCACGCAACAAUCUUGUCCUUGCAGCGGCCGCCACGCCGUUUCUUGGCUACGCGGCUUACAAGUUGACCAAAGCGGAGUUGACUGACGAACCCAUUCUAAAGGUCGAUGACUCGAAGCGACAAGAAUACCUCAAGCAGAGGGAUCUAGAUCGUCACGGUGAGUACAAAGAUUUGGGACUUGACACAAUGGAAGAGAUUUUGGAGAAGGCUGCUGGAUAA
This is a messenger RNA of Lithohypha guttulata, 1284 nucleotides long. RefSeq lists its product as uncharacterized. Bases 1 to 1284 code for a protein of 427 amino acids. The transcript has 2 exons. The record is from RefSeq and is a predicted model, not a curated record. NCBI's taxonomy places the organism in Eukaryota, Fungi, Ascomycota, Eurotiomycetes, Chaetothyriales, Trichomeriaceae.